This is a messenger RNA of Pteronotus mesoamericanus, 1071 nucleotides long. RefSeq names its product aurora kinase A and ninein interacting protein (gene AUNIP). Gene Ontology annotation, biological process: spindle organization. The transcript has 3 exons. The record is from RefSeq and is a predicted model, not a curated record. The coding region runs from base 1 to 1071 and encodes 356 amino acids. Gene Ontology annotation, cellular component: centrosome; spindle pole. NCBI's taxonomy places the organism in Eukaryota, Metazoa, Chordata, Mammalia, Chiroptera, Mormoopidae.
AUGAGACGCGGAGGCCCCGAGGUGGAGGCCUGCGGUGUGUGGCUGGACGCGGCGGCGCUGAAGAGGCGGAAAGUGCAGACACAUUUAAUUAAGUCAAGUACUGAAAUGCUAACGCUCUUUCCUGGAGAGAGAAAGGCUAAGAUCUCUUUUACUCAAAGAAGAGCUCCACCUGCAGGCGUUCGGCAGACCAGCAUUGCUUCCUUCUUCACCUUGCAGCCAGGAAAGACAAAUGGUGGUGAUAAGAGGAAUGUUUCAUCUCAUAUACAAAGUCAGACCAGCAGAGAGUCUAAGAAAGAGGCAACCCAGCUAGACCAUCUGAUCCAGGGCUUGGGGGAUGAUUGCAUGGCACCCCCUUUAGCCACUUCAACCCCUGCAGACAUCCAGGAAGCUGGACUUUCUCCUCAGUCCCUCCAGGCUUCUGGUCAACACAGAAUGGGAACCCCAGUCAUGACUCUGUCUUUGUUCCAGCCUGAUACCUUAGUCUGUGCUGGAGAGAAGCAAGACUCACUGGCUUGUCCCUUCACCCAGGACUUGGAAAGUUCUUGCUCGCUGGAUCAAAAGGAGGGAGAGAAGGAUUCUUCCUGGAAGAGGGAAUGGCUUCGUGGAUCUAAGAAAAAGAACUCUCAGGGUAUGGAGAGAUGCAGUAAACCCUCUGGGGGUAAGGGCCACCAGCCCUUGGACAAGUCUAAAUUGGAGAAGGUGUCUGCCCGAGAAAAUAGGCAGGCCCCUGUCCUCUUUCAAACAUACAGGGAUUCCUGGAGUGGAGAAAACGCAGAAGCAGUGAAACAAAGUUCUUGUCCUGUUAUUGUGUUUUCCUGGGACAGUGAAAAGAAUGACAGGGACUCCUGGAGUCAGCUUUUCACUGAGGAUUCUCAGGGCCAGCGGGUCAUUGCCCACAACUCUAGAUCUCCUUUCCGAGAGAUCACCAACAACCAGAAUCAGGGCUUAAGGCAGUUUCCUCACAGCUCUGGGGCUCCGUGCCAGGACAGGCCCACUCAGUUAGGUGUGCAGCCUGAUUUGCUCUUUACCCAGGACUCCGAAGGCAAUCAAGUUAUCAGGCAUCAAGUCUAA